UGUAUAAAAGCCAUAAACAAAUGUCCUAUCUUUUAAAAAGUUUAAAAAUCUCUACGAACACGAGCAAAAUGUCGCUGUACUUGGCUGUCAAGCUAUUUUCUCAUCGUAAUGUGCCGUUCUGGCGCAUAGUAUGUAUGAAACAUUACGAUUUGGCGUGUGCGUUCUAUUUUAUUUUAGAUGAGAUUUGACGACCGCUCAAAAUAUCUUCAUGGCUUUUUAUUCGACUUUUCUGUGUACUGUUGUUUUCGGUAUUUCGUAAACAUUGGCAAAACAAAGCGAUAAUUCAAUGAAGUGUGCGGAAAAUAGUCGUUAUCGCGAGUGAGAAAGGUAUUUAGUGCACAACGGAAGCAGACGGUGGUCGUUUAGUCGGUUUCCGAUGGAGGAGAAGAUGGAGAGUGAACAGAGUUAUAGUGGCGAAAGUAGCAGCUCCUCGGAAAGUUGCAGUGGGAGUGGGAGCGGCAGUUCGGAGCCCGACGAGGAGCUCACGGAGCCCGUGCGCCUGCUGGGCCAGAGCCUUGAGCUGCCGCAGGAGCUUUGUGAGAACUAUGGACUCUUCAAAGAGUUCUUCUCCUAUAAGACUUGGGAAGCCUUAGAAGAUACACAUAAGGAGCAGCUUAUGAAAUAUUUGCCUAAAUUUGUACAAAAUGAAGAAGAGGAAAGAGAAAAAACGAUAAAGAUGCUGUUUGAUCAUGAACCAUUUCAUUUCACAUCACCACUAGAAGUGUUUUACAGCAAUUUGAAACAGGGAAACUACCGGCCAGAUAUAGCCAAGAUGAGAAAGUUUUUGCAAAAAGCAAGAGCUAAGCAACAGAAACACAAGAUUAAAUCCUACUAUGCUAAACUGAUGCCAGAAGUGUUAAUAUCUCGGGAACGGUUGCUAGCAGCAGCCAAAGCUGCCCCACCUGGCCCCACCCCUCGCCUACCCCUUCUGCCACAAAAACAUUCCUCCAAAAACUCCUAUAAACCUUUAUACUUGCGAGCAAGGCAGAGGUAUUUUGAGGAAUUGGCAGCUAUCCGGAGUGAAGUGGGCGGUGAGGAGUCUGAGGAUGAUAACUAUCCCGAGGGACCUCCAGAGCCGUCUAAUAAAAAGCGCAAACACAUGCAUGCUGGCCAGAAUCAGGACAGCAAUGUUUCCGGUACUCUUGGAGGCACAGAAUCUUCACAUCCCACAUCUCUGGAUUGUCUAAAAAAUGUCUUAGCAGCUCAUAGAGCUCGAAGACAAUAUAGAGAGAACCAUCCAGAACUAAAUACAACUGGUUUAACUUUAGAAGACAUAAAGCAGAGAGUAGCAUUUGUAAAUGGUACAAAAAAACUCAUGUUUGGCGGACAAAAAUCAGAAACAUCCGCACAGAAAGUGAAAAGGGGACCUAAGAAAGAGCCAAGUCAGAGACAAGUGAAAUCUGAUGCUAAAGCUAGUAAGAGAAAGGAAGAGGACGUUGAACAUAAACCAUUGUUACCAAAUAUAAAAAUAAAGUGUGAGCAAGAGGAGUCAGACUCGGAGAGUUCCUUUGCAGAGCCGAAGGCGGCCAAACAUUCUAAAAAGUUAGGUGAUAAUGUUGAAAUUAAGCAAGAAAUUGUGGAUCCUAAAUACUCUGAUACAACAAAUAUAAAUUACAAUGACCCAAAACUGGAGAGUGUAAUCAAGCAAGAGCCUUUAGAUCCUACACUUGCGCUACAGAAUGCUGGUAGAAUAAUUCAACCGGUUCCCAUCAAAUUGGAAGAUCUCGAUGGAAUUGACAUGAUGGCGCUGCCCGUCGAGCUAGCGGACGAGGAUCUCCCGUCGCCUACGGAGAGGGAGGAAGCGGUGGACGUGGCCACGGAGUCGGCGCUGACGGAGACGACGCACGCGAGCUUCCUGUCGCUGGUGCGCGCGCUGUUCCCGGCGCGGGCGGCGCACCGCGCGAGCAAGCAGCAGCUGCACGCGCGCUGCGCGGCCGUCAUGAGCUCGCCUAUAGCGCCGCUCAACACCUGGUAUAGCUUGUCAGAAGACUGGUGCGCCGAGUUGGACUCCGCGCUGGAUUUCCUGGCCGGCGAGAGAGGCCCGCACCCUGACGACUUCGUGCCAUACCUACAAUAUAUUCCGGAGACGCAGAUGUACCAGUGGAUAGGCGCGGGUCGGGACUGCGACGCGAUAUUGGGCCGGCUGUGUGAACGCUGGUUCCGCGCCGCGUCGCCCGCGCCGCCCGCCAACGAGCCCCCCCCACCUAGGUAUCCUACGUCAUGGGUUGUGCGUCCUCUCACUAGCACGGAAAUAGCAGACUUCCGAGCUCAAGAGAGAAAGAGAUAUGCAGCUUCGGCGAAACCUUUCACUUAUGUCCAACACGGGUAUCGAGCAGUAGUAGGUCCUUGCGCUCGAUGCGGCGCCGGCGGUGGUGCGGCGAGCGCAUUGCUAGCCGCCUCGCGGCCGCGCCACGCCUCCUUCCUGGCGCUCGUGCGCGACGCCGUGGCACGCCUGCCCAACGGCGAGGGCACCCGCCACGACGUGCUCACCCUGCUCAAGAUGUCUCAAUGGAUCUCAACGUGCAGUGACCAGGCGCUCCUCAGCGCGUUAUCGACGGCUUUAGACAGGCUCCUGUCUGCCAAGCGGGACCCUGUUGUCAAAUACGACCAAAGGACGGCCAUUUGGACAUAUUUGCACAGAAACAGGACAGAGGAGGACUGGCUGAAGUCAACGGCGCGCGGGCGUCGUGCUGCGGAGAAAAGAGAGCCCGAGCCUGUAACGCCGCCACCAGCGGUGGAACUGGAAGUGGGCACGGAGGCAUCCGUGUCGGACAGCGACGUGGACGUGGACGUGGAGGGCGGCUUGGGUCCCGGGUCCGCGCAGCUGCUGCUGGCCGCCGCCACCCCCGCGCCCGCAUCCACGCCCGCCCGCUCCCGCGCGCCCGCGUCCACGCCCGCCCGCCCCCGCGCCCGAGACCGACCCAAGCAGAAGCCCGCCAAGCCGGAGCCGCAGGCGCGGCCGACCCCUACUCAAGUGAAACCCACCGUAACUCCGCCCAAGCCGUCCCCACAACAAAAAUCAACACCAAAGGCGGCUCUCAUGGCCCAGUCGGCCAAACAAGCUAGCCUAGUCGCCCAGGCCGUGAAGAGCAACCUUAUAGCUCAAGCGGCCAAACAGGCCAAUCUAAGUCAGCACGCGAAACCCGCUCCGGCCAAACCGGUCAAUGUGGUUAAGGUCCAGAAACCAGCUCAACCAGUGAGCCAGCCAGUCAAGCCGGUCGCGAAGCCGCCUCCAUCGCCCAAGCAAGCCGCGCCCAAGCCGGCCCCCGUGCCCAAGCCGCCUCCGGCCAAGCCGCCGCCGGCCGCGCCGCCCAAGUCCUCGCCGACCGCGGUGCAGCAGGCGCCGCUCAGGCAGAGGACGCUGCUGGUCGAGGCUCCACAGAGUAUAACCGCUCCGGUAGUGACGAGUCAACCCACUGCGCCUGUUGUUUCCAUUGUACAACCUGUAUCCACCAUAACGUUACAUCCGGCACCAAACAAGCAGGUAACACAAGGCACAAGAUCGCUGCUCAUAAGGCCGCCUGCAGUACAGACGACUGUCACUGCAGUUGUCUCUACGCCUAUUUCACAGCCGGCCGGCACCGGCACCGGCACCGGCACCGGCACCGGCCCCGGCCCCGGCCCCGGCCCCGGCCCCGGCCCCGGCGCCGGCAGCCGGCGCGGCGUGGUGCGCGUGCUGAGCCCGGCGGCGGGGGCCGCGGGCAAGUCGCUCAUAUCGCCGCGCGCCCUGCUGCACCAAGCCACCCCGAUGGCGACGAAGAAACGGACUUCUGUGCCAAAUACCAGCUCCGUUACGACUAUCGCGCAGAGUUCCCUCGUGACGACCGUAGCGCACAGCUCCACCAGCGUAGCCACCGCCGGCACGCGCACCGUCCAACUCGCCGGCGGCCGCACUCUACAACUAGCGGCCAACCAAACCGUCCACCUCCCCGGCGGCCAGCCCGUACAGCUGGCAACUAGGGCGCUCCAGCUGACCAGCCUGUUGCCAGCUCGCGCGCACAAGCCCGUGCCGGCCUCGACCGUGCAGCUGACGGGGCAGACCGUGCACCUGGCCGGCCAGAGCGUGCAGCUCGCGCAACACGCCGUCAAGAGCGUUCAAGUAGCCGCGCCGGGUGUAAUUCCGACGCAAACGGUGCAACUACCAAGCGGUCAAACAGUCCAACUGGCAGGCAGAAAUCUUCAGACUGUACAACUAGCUGGUCAGAACGUUCUCACCAGCCAGAGCGUGCAACUAGGUUCCCAGACCGUGCAACUAGCUGGUCAGACGCUCCAACUACCGAGCGGUCAGACAGUCCAGCUUUCCGGUCAAACGCUUCAGCUACCCAGUGGUCAGACGGUGCAACUUUCCGGCCAGACACUGCAGCUGGCUAGCGGUCAGACGGUGCAGUUGGCGAGUCAGACGCCGAAGUCCAUGGCGCAGCUGGUUCGCGGUCAGGCGGCCGGCGACAAGUCCGCGCAACCGAUCAGAGCCAAACUACUUACUCAGGGGCAAAUGAUCUCGCUGGAGAGCAUGGUGGGCGCGCGCAUGGUGGGCGGGCGUGCGCGCGCAGCCGUGCGCGUGCUGGCGCCUGCCGCCCGCCUAGCGCGCCCGCUGCUGCUCACCGCCGCCAAGCCGCUCCACAACUUCAUCCUGCAGCAAAGCGACGGCAGCACUAUACGGGUAACGUCGAGCGGUGCCGCGGGCUCCUCGCAAACUAUAGUAUUUAGCAAUAUUGGCUCGCAGGCAGCUACUACGUCCACUUCUUCGGCGCCGUUGUUAAAAUUGCAACAGGUCAAUCCGAUACAACAAGUUAAACUUCCCCAAGGAAUUAAAAUUCAGCAGGCGGGGGCGAACGCCACGGUGGCGACAUCUAGCGCCGUCAACGCGGUGCGGAGUGUUCUCAUGGACGGUCAGCAACUCAAACUCGUCGGAGGCAGACAUGUACUCGCGCGCUUGUUACGGCCAGCGCACCCGCCACAGUGAACUGAGCUUUAACGAUUUUGGUGUAAGGUUCAAACUAGCUAGCAUGAGCUCGACGCGGUUUCGGGCAUUCUCAUGGACGGCUAGCAACUAAAACUCGUCGGCGCCAGACAUGUACUGACGCGCUUGGUACGACCGGUGCACCGCUACAGUAAAGUCAGCUCUAAGGCUAGUGGUGUAAAGUUCAAAAUAGCUAGCGUUCUAGCGCCGUUAACGCGGUACGAAGGGUGCUCAUGAACGGACAACCAUGCGAUGUGUUGACGGUUCUUUUGUAUACCUAGAUUAAUAUAGGCUGAGGAUACUACUGGUAGCACCAUAAAGUCUUACAUAGACUGAAAAAAUAGGAGCCACGUGCUAGGUUGCCUAUUCAUCGUGAAGAAAUGUUGUCUAUGUUGUUAAGUGGGCAGUGGCCGUAAACCGAGUCUUACCCAAUUUUCACAUCUUAAAACUUCAUUUUUAGUUCUACAUAUGUGAACCCAGUGACAACCCAACAUGUUGCCACAAUGCAAAAGUUGUAUUCUUGGUAACUACCAUCUUUCAAACUUAAUACUAAUGACAUACCUAGUUUUUACUAUUAAACUACACGAUUGUAUGGAAUAGGUAUGUAUCCACAAGAAAUAACUCUUAUUUAAAGCAGAGCAGCAUUAUUGGUGGGUUUCUGCCAUUGUAAAUAAAUUUUUAGUUGUAGCAUAAUGCUCGAGUGUGUAAAUAUAUAAUUCACAAGAGCUUACUUAUGUUUUCAAAUGACAGAAGGAUGAUAUGUGAACAUUCAGUUUGUUGUGAUAUGUUUACUUAUAGUUGAUAUUGUGUAUGUUUGAAUGAGUUAGACUUGAUUAUCUAUGCAAAUCUGCAGUUGGUAUCAAAUUAUCACACAUGCGGUUAAUUUUACUAAAAGUUAUAUUAGUUUUCUUGGAAAAUUGAUAGUUUCUUGACUUUACAGAUUAUUGAAUGAGAUAAAUAAAAAUCGGUAAACAAACUAUUAACCAAAGUAUCCCCUCAUAAUUAUUGUAGAAGUAAAUAAUCUCUGUUUAUGAAUCGUUUGAUGCUGAUUCUAAGUAAAACUAAAUGAGCACCUGAGUUUCUAACUACCUAUUAAAACUAACUGUAAAGUUGUUUUUCUCCAAUAUGCUCGGAAAUGUUCACCUUAUUGUAGCAAAAAUAUAGUCUGUCAAGCCAUUUCCGCCAGUAGAAAAAAGCGGCAAUUUUAAAAAAUGUAGGCGCGACGGGUUAUCAUCCUAUAGAAAACUUGAAUUUCGCGCCUUUUUCUACUGACAAACUUGUUUGACUGGCUAUAGAACGGGAAGUAAAGGAAGUAAAAAAAAUCAAAUAAUUACUGUCCUGUUUUAGCGGACGGGAAGUUAUAACUGUAUUGUUUUUUACCUUUUAAAAAUAUGUAAACGCUAAGAAAAAUCAAUACAAACUGCCAAUUAUUUUUAUAGCCGCCUCUACACAGGUCAGCAGUCAUUUUAAGCUAUAGGAUAGAGUGAGAUAGGUGAUGAUAAACCAGCUUUCAUGUUUCGUUCUUACAAGACCGUCGUGUAUAUUCGUGCAAACACUGAUUAAUAAAAUCAAAGACUACAUUACUUUUGUAUUUUUUUAAGGAUCUAAGGCGUGCACAUACAGCUUUUAUUGCACAAUUAAAUUGAAUGAACCAAUAUUGAAUGGUACUGAAUGGCAGUAUGAGUUGUGCCUUAAACUGUUAAAAAAAUAAUUAAAGAGGGAAAUUGUAUUUGACGAUUUUGAUAUGAAGGUUUGAUUUGAAUAAUGCUUGAUGCUUAAAUAAUGAUUAUUUUACCUUAUUUCCUCGCUAGUUUGGAGAAAAGCACUAUAUAUGCCUCGGCAGGAAUAGCAAUUCGUGGAUUCGUUCAGAUUAUUUUCAUAUGUAAAUAGAAUAUUUACUUUAAUUGCAAAGCGGUUUAUCUAGAAGGAAAAUAUUAAGUUUCCAUAGAAGUUAUGUUAGUAAAUUGGCUCGAAUCGAGGUUUUUAAUGUUUUAAGUGUGUGAUUGUAAAGGGGUACCUAAUAGUUGUUUUUGCAAUGAAAUUUAUUAUCUUAUUCAUAUCAUAGAAGGAUAGCUAUGUAUGUUAUAUAUAAUACAAUAUUAAAUGUACAAAGCCAGUAUUUUGCAUUGUAAAUUGCUCGUAAGGCUGCAACUUUUUUUGUAUAAAUGCUUAUGAGAAGUGUUAAUUAGUUGUAAAGAUUUUUUAAAGUUUAACUCAAUAUUAAUAACUCUCAACUUAUUGUAUAUACCAGUGUCAGUUUUGAGCGAGACAUUAUGAAAUAUUUAUGUUAUUAUUUAUUUUAAAGUGCCGAAUCAGUCGAUCUGUCAACGUAGAUGGUUGAAAGUGAAAAAUGUACCUUAAAAGGCCUUUUUUCCGUCGAGUUCUUUUUCCAGUGUGUUAUGUAGUAUUAUUUAUUAAUUUAAGUUUAAUGCACAAUAUGAAAAGGUACUCAACUGUAGAGCCAAGCAGACACCCAUACAAAUGGUGCAGACAGGGUUUUGAAAAGCACAGCCGAUCGGUCGAUUGCUUUGGCGACGUCUUAUCUCGGGCAGAAAGCCACGUAGAGAUCUGUCCCUGUCCGCGGAAUCAUAGAGAAACAAGUAAGCUUAGAGUGCUCACUCCAUACAUAGAUAAAAACUCAUUAAUAACAAGUUUUCGGCGAGUUUAAAACUUUUAAUACGGUUUACAAUACCUCCCAUACAACUUAUUAUAUAUUAAGUAAGGAAACUGAUGCAGCACUAACCUUACUUGUUUCUCAAUGGUGCAAUGCAAUACGUCACAACAGAAUCAUUAUUUAUUUUGUUGUUUUCAUAUUAUACUUGUUUCGACAUGAAAUUCAAUUACGAAUGCAAUAUAUUAAGUCAAUUUAA
Cydia strobilella is the source of this 7830-nucleotide messenger RNA. RefSeq names its product nuclear factor related to kappa-B-binding protein. Gene Ontology annotation, cellular component: Ino80 complex. Gene Ontology annotation, molecular function: protease binding. The transcript is spliced from 29 exons. The record is from RefSeq and is a predicted model, not a curated record. NCBI's taxonomy places the organism in Eukaryota, Metazoa, Arthropoda, Insecta, Lepidoptera, Tortricidae. Bases 377 to 4963 code for a protein of 1528 amino acids.